Messenger RNA from Trichechus manatus latirostris (Florida manatee), 2084 nucleotides. RefSeq names its product PR/SET domain 5 (gene PRDM5). Gene Ontology annotation, cellular component: nucleus. Bases 207 to 1718 code for a protein of 503 amino acids. The record is from RefSeq and is a predicted model, not a curated record. Lineage: Eukaryota; Metazoa; Chordata; Mammalia; Sirenia; Trichechidae. Gene Ontology annotation, biological process: regulation of transcription by RNA polymerase II. The transcript is spliced from 14 exons. Gene Ontology annotation, molecular function: DNA-binding transcription factor activity, RNA polymerase II-specific; RNA polymerase II transcription regulatory region sequence-specific DNA binding.
AGGUUCGUGGGAGUAAGGGAGAAGUUCUGUAUAUUUUGGAUGCCACCAACCCACGACACUCCAACUGGCUUCGCUUCGUUCAUGAGGCACCAUCUCAGGAGCAGAAGAACUUGGCUGCGAUUCAAGAAGGAGAAAACAUUUUUUAUUUGGCAAUUGAAGACAUAGAAACAGAUACAGAGCUUCUGAUUGGCUACCUGGACAGUGAUAUGGAGGCCGACGAGGAAGAACAGCAAAUUAUGACAGUGAUCAAAGAAGGGGAAGUUAAAAAUUCUAAAGCACAAUCAACAGCUGGCAGAAAAGAUCGCCUUGGCUGUAAAGAGGACUAUGCCUGUCCCCAGUGUGAAUCGAGUUUUACCAGUGAGGAAAUUCUUGCUGAGCAUCUUCAGACGUUACAUCAAAAGCCCACAGAGGAGAAAGAAUUUAAGUGCAAGAACUGUGGGAAGAAAUUCCCAGUGAAACAGGCUUUGCAAAGACAUGUUCUUCAAUGCACAGCGAAAAGCAGUCUGCAGGAUUCUUCACGAAGUUUUCAGUGCUCUGUUUGCAAUUCCUCCUUCAGUUCAGCAUCGAGUUUUGAGCAGCACCGAGAGACUUGCCGAGGGGACACCAGGUUCGUGUGCAAGGCCGAUAGCUGUGGAAAGAGGCUGAAGAGCAAGGAUGCCCUCAGAAGACACCAGGAGAACGUCCAUACUGGAGAGUCUAAGAAAAAGCUUGUAUGUUCAGUGUGCAAUAAAAAAUGUUCUUCAGCAUUAAGCCUACAGGAACAUAGAAAGAUUCAUGAGAUAUUUGAUUGUCAAGAAUGCAUGAAGAAAUUUAUUUCAGCUAAUCAGCUAAAACGUCAUAUGAUCACCCACUCAGAAAAACGACCCUAUAAUUGUGAGAUUUGUAAUAAGUCUUUCAAGCGGCUUGAUCAAGUGGGUGCUCACAAAGUAAUACACAGUGAAGAUAAACCUUACAAAUGCAAGCUUUGUGGAAAGGGAUUUGCCCACAGAAAUGUUUACAAGAAUCACAAGAAGACCCACUCUGAAGAGAGACCAUUCCAAUGUGAGGAAUGUAAAGCUUUGUUCCGGACCCCAUUUUCUUUGCAGAGACACCUGCUAAUACAUAACAGUGAGAGGACUUUCAAAUGUCAUCACUGUGAUGCCACCUUUAAAAGGAAGGAUACCUUAAACGUUCAUGUCCAGGUGGUCCAUGAAAGACACAAGAAAUACAGGUGUGAGCUAUGUAAUAAGGCAUUUGUUACACCAUCAGUGCUUAGAAGUCAUAAGAAGACACAUACAGGAGAAAAGGAGAAGAUCUGCCCAUAUUGUGGCCAGAAAUUUGCCAGCAGUGGGACACUGAGAGUCCAUAUCCGGAGCCACACAGGUGAGCGUCCCUAUCAGUGCCCUUACUGUGAAAAAGGAUUCAGUAAAAAUGACGGACUGAAGAUGCACAUUCGUACACACACCAGGGAGAAACCAUACAAGUGCUCCGAGUGCAACAAGGCCUUCAGCCAGAAGCGAGGUCUGGAUGAGCACAAGAGGACACACACCGGAGAAAAGCCAUUUCAGUGCGAUGUGUGUGACUUGGCCUUUAGCCUGAAGAAAAUGUUGAUCCGACACAAGAUGACUCAUAAUCCCAAUCGCCCACUGGCAGAAUGCCAGUUUUGCCAUAAGAAGUUUACAAGGAAUGACUACCUCAAAGUGCACAUGGACAAUAUCCACGGCGAAGCUGACAGCUAAUGGUAGCUGCAAAGCUAUUAAACCAUUCAGAAGGGCUUCUAAUAUGAAUCCCAGAUUUCUCUCACCUGAUCAACAUAGCAGAAGUAGCCAAAAGUAAUUCAAAUGGUCUCAGAGUUAUUUGCCUACCUUUAGAAUCUGUAGGUGCACAUGCAAACAAAAACAAAGAAAAAACCCUGCUUUCAACAAGAAAUGGUACAAAUGGGAGGAAAAAAAUAACUUCAAAACUUUGUAACCCUGCAAAAAUACUACAUGUGUUCCAUCUUAUAAACAACGGAGAAAGGAGUAAUGGCUCUCUUUAUAUCCAUUUUAAGCAAAGACCGUCUUUCUGUAAUGAAUUUAUGAACAUAUGCCUCAAUUAGGUCUUUU